Carassius gibelio (silver crucian carp) is the source of this 1986-nucleotide messenger RNA. RefSeq names its product inositol-trisphosphate 3-kinase B. Gene Ontology annotation, cellular component: nucleus; cytoplasm. NCBI's taxonomy places the organism in Eukaryota, Metazoa, Chordata, Actinopteri, Cypriniformes, Cyprinidae. The record is from RefSeq and is a predicted model, not a curated record. The transcript has 8 exons. Gene Ontology annotation, molecular function: inositol tetrakisphosphate kinase activity; inositol-1,4,5-trisphosphate 3-kinase activity. The coding region runs from base 325 to 1986 and encodes 553 amino acids. Gene Ontology annotation, biological process: inositol phosphate biosynthetic process.
UAUGGAUCGUUUGUCAGAGUAUGAGCUGCUCUCACAUUAGAGAGAGUGUGGGCCAGCCGUCGGCCCAACCUCAAAAAAGCUCAUUGUCAGAUAUGUUGUGGAAAACCAUGAUGUCACAUUAUGCAAAACACUGCUGGAAAACGCUGACAGCAAGACUUUAAACUGGUGUCAAGUCUUUAGCUGGUUUAGCUGAACUACUGGUGGGUUCAGUUUAACACACAGGAGUGAUGAAAGAUUGGCGACUCAGAUUCUUUUCUGGAGCUCAAAAUAACAAAACAGGAGUUUUGUCCAUUUUCUGAUGAAAAUUUCCCUUCAAGCAGCUUCAUGAAAUACUUGGAUUCUCCUCCAGAAAGAAUGAGCACAUUGACAGAAAAGAGAAGCAAUGGAAGUGAUGGGGAGACAAUGAGAGAUGCCAUAGAAGAAAGGAUUUUUGAUUUCUCACCAUCCUCAAUCAAGAAAACUGGCUUCAGAGCCAGACCUAAACUGGCUUCUGCUCAUGCCGUCCUUUCAUCCAAGCUUGAAGAUCCAGCAGAAAUGCAGACAAAUGCAGAUGAGGAAGCGGAGGAUAUGAAACCAGAACCUCUGAAGCGCAAUUGCAUGGAUCCUCUACAGAUACCUACAGGAGAAAAGACCAAGAACAAAGACAUAGAAGAGCAGAAAGUGAAAGAGAGUAUGACGGCAAGUGAUAAUCUUGUUGAAGAGGGUUCAAAAGUGGCAAUGAAUGCGGCAACAAAGAAAAGCCUGUGGAAAAGCAAGAUCGAACUGAGGGAAAGACUGGGAGGAAGUCUGGAGAGUAUCGAUGAGAGUAAUGAGGGAGAUUUUAGCAACAAACGACUGCACAGGAAGAAGAGUUGGGGUUCCAGACAGAGAAACACACAAACGCUUGGGUCAUCACGGGAUGGAGAACAUUUCUUGGAGAAAAGUAUGGCGAAAGAUGGGGAGGAAGAAUUAGUUCCACACCCUAUUCUCUCUCGGGUUCUCUUUCACUCCUCAGCUUCGUCCUCUUCUUCCUUCAACUCCUCAGCAGAAAGUGAUGAGGUUUUCAGUGAAAAUGAGGACACUGUUGCCAGGAGGCAGACCAUGAAGAAGUGUCGAUCUUGGAGAACGUUUUUGACCAUAAUGCAGUGGUCCAAAUGUACACAAAGCUCAUGGAUCCAGCUUGCAGGACACGAAGGUAACGUGAGGCUGAGUGAGGGCGGUGAGGUGCUGAAGAGGUUUUGUGAGGUGGAGGCCAUCUGUCUACAGGCCCUCAUGUCUGACGCUCUCUAUCAGUUUGUGCCUCAUUAUUUCGGGCCCAUCAGUCAGGAUGGAGAGCGAUACAUCCGACUAAAAGAUCUGCUUAGCGGGCUCAAAAAUCCUGUCAUCAUGGACUGCAAAAUGGGUGUCCGGACAUACCAAGAGGAAGAGAUCAUUAAGGCCAGGACCAAUGCCAGUGUACGCUCUGAUAUGUAUCAAAAGAUGAUGAAAAUAGAUCCGGAAGCUCCCACUGCAGAAGAACACGCACAGAAAGGUGUGACGAAGCUGCGUUACCUGCAGUGGAGGGAUGACAGCAGUUCCACCUCCUCACUGGGAUUCCGCAUAGAAGGCAUAGUGAUGGGGAACGGUAAAGUAUUAAGAGACUUUUACAAGACAUGCACAGAAGCUCAAAUAACAGAAACACUGUUAAACUUCACCAGGAGGCAGGUUCACAUUCUAGAGGCAUAUGAAUCCAGAUUACAGGCACUGAAUGAAGCCCUCAAGGAGUCAAGCUUUUUCAACAGACAUGAGAUCAUAGGCAGCUCUUUACUUUUUGUCCACGACUGCAGCAGCAAAGCAAACAUAUGGAUGAUCGAUUUUGGAAAGACCAUCCCAACCCCAGUGGAUGUCCAGCUAAGGCAUGAUGUUCCAUGGGUGGAGGGAAACAGGGAGGAUGGGUACCUCAUCGGACUGACCUCCCUCAUCACUUUGCUGGGUGAAGCCAUCAAGCAAGCAGGGCAGCAAAGCUGA